AUGUUGUACGCUGAGAACGACAAGCUUAUCUUCCGAUUCGACGACCACCUCCUCUGGAUUCAACCAUGGGGUGAAGAUGCAUUCCGUGUGCGAGCCACCAAGCUCACCACCAUGCCUACCGAAGAUUGGGCUCUUGAAUCAAAGCCAGACAGCCCGUCUGUCACGAUAGAGACGCCCGUCGGGGAAGAUGCAAGCAUCUCCAAUGGCAAGAUUCGGGCGACGGUCUCUCAGCGAGGCAAGGUGAUCAUCUACGAUCACAAGGGCAAAAAGCUCCUCGAGGAAUACGCCCGACACCGACAAGACCCUCGCGACCCCAAAUGCAGUGCUCUUUUGAUUGAAGCACGCGAGCUACGACCUAUCCUCGGUGGCGAUUAUCAUCUCAAGCUACGCUUUGAGUCGCUCGAUCCCAAGGAGAAGAUCUUUGGAAUGGGGCAAUAUCAACAGCCCUAUCUUAAUCUCAAAGGGGCGGAUUUGGAGCUUGCACAUCGGAAUUCGCAGGCUAGCGUGCCUUUUGCGGUGUCAUCGCGCGGUUACGGGUUACUUUGGAAUAACCCGGGUAUUGGGCGAGCCACCUUGGGUAUUAACGUGAUGAGCUUCGAGGCAUACUCUACUCGUGCUUUGGACUAUUGGGUUGUUGCGGGUGACUCGCCUGCGGAGAUUGAAGAGGCGUAUGCGAAGGUGACUGGGUAUGUUCCUAUGAUGCCCGAGUAUGGCCUCGGAUUUUGGCAGUGCAAGCUCCGAUAUUGGAACCAGGAGCAGUUGUUAAAUGUGGCGAGAGAGUAUCGACGGCGUGAGGUACCGCUUGAUCUGAUUGUCAUCGAUUUCUUCCAUUGGAAGCACCAGGGAGAAUGGAGUUUCGAUCCUGAGUUCUGGCCUGAUCCCGAUGCCAUGAUCAAAGAGCUCAAAGAUCUCAAUGUAGAACUCAUGGUCUCUGUCUGGCCAACUGUCGAGAAUGCCUCCGAGAACUUCCCCGAAAUGCUGGAACGUGGACUCUUGAUUCGACAUGACCGUGGUCUGCGCGUGGCAAUGCAAUGCGACGGGGACAUCACUCACUUUGAUGCAACCAACCCUGAAGCCCGGCAGUUUGUCUGGAGCAAAGCGAAGAAAAACUACUACGACCGGGGAAUCAAGGUAUUCUGGCUCGACGAAGCCGAACCCGAGUACUCGAUCUAUGAUUUUGAUAUCUACCGCUACCAUGCUGGUAGUAACCUACAGAUUGGCAACAUCUACCCAAAGGAAUACGCCCGUGGAUUCUACGAAGGGAUGGAAGCCGAGGGUCAGACUAAUAUCGUCAACUUGCUCCGCUGUGCAUGGGCAGGUAGCCAAAAGUAUGGCGCGCUCGUCUGGAGCGGAGAUAUUGCAUCCUCGUGGGAUUCGUAUCGGAAUCAACUCGCCGCGGGCUUGAACAUGGGUCUCGCCGGUAUCCCAUGGUGGACUACCGAUAUUGGUGGCUUCCACGGCGGUAAUCCAGACGACCCAGCCUUCCGUGAGUUAUUCACUCGCUGGUUCCAAUGGGGAACCUUCUGCCCAGUGAUGCGGUUGCACGGAGAUCGAGAACCCAAGCCCGAAGGCCAACCGACCGCCAGCGGCUCAGAUAACGAGAUCUGGUCGUACGGUGAGGAGGUUUAUGAGAUUUGCAAGAAGUUCAUCGGGAUUCGGGAGGAGCUGCGCGAGUAUACGCGGGGGUUGAUGCAAGAGGCGCACAAGAAGGGCACGCCAGUGAUGCGUACGCUGUUCUAUGAGUUCCCGCAAGACUCAAAGGCGUGGGACGUGGAGACUGCGUAUAUGUUUGGCUCUCGAUAUCUGGUUGCCCCCGUUUUGGAGGCUGGCCAGCGCACUGUCAAGGUCUAUCUGCCGGCUGGUGCGAUGUGGACGCUCUGGAGUAAAGUGAAUGUCCCCCAGGGGGACAUUCCAAAGAUCUAUCAGGGUGGAAAUGAGGUAGAAUUGGACUGUCCGAUUGAGACGAUGCCCAUUUUCUACCGCGUGAACAGCUGA
Molecule: messenger RNA, 1995 nt
Organism: Penicillium cataractarum
Lineage: Eukaryota; Fungi; Ascomycota; Eurotiomycetes; Eurotiales; Aspergillaceae
Product: putative glycosyl hydrolase
Exons: 2
Coding region: 1-1995 (664 amino acids)
Biological process (GO): carbohydrate metabolic process
Molecular function (GO): hydrolase activity, hydrolyzing O-glycosyl compounds; carbohydrate binding
Source: RefSeq, a predicted model, not a curated record